Messenger RNA from Brassica napus (rape), 2175 nucleotides. Its product is annotated as hydrophobic protein RCI2A. The coding region runs from base 1710 to 1877 and encodes 55 amino acids. Lineage: Eukaryota; Viridiplantae; Streptophyta; Magnoliopsida; Brassicales; Brassicaceae. The transcript has 3 exons. Gene Ontology annotation, cellular component: membrane. The record is from RefSeq and is a predicted model, not a curated record.
AUUUGCUUCCCAGACGUAGGCAUCUUCGUUUACAGACGAGGCAGGGAGAGGAAGAGUAGUUAGGUGUAUGUGGAGAUCAAGUUCUUGCUGAGAGCGAGACCCUCCCAAACACCAGCCCGUAGCGUUAGCAGCUCGAUUAACAGUGGCGUUUAUGGGAAUUCUCGUGUUUCUCGGUCCACUUGCGCCAAUGUGAAGAAUAAGUUGGCCUAGAGGAGUCCAAAUAUCAUACCAAAACUUAAUCCUAGAGCCCUUUCCCAAGUUAGCUCGCAAGAAAACAAGGGCCGCUGGUCUCAACUUCAACAAACGUUUCCACAUCCAACAGUCUUGUUGAGUUUCCCCAAUAGCCCAAAAACUCUCCUGAGAUAAAUUGUAAUGACGAUGCCAAUCAGCCCAAAGAGAAGGUUUGUCGGAGAAGAGGAGCCAAAUGAAUCGAAGGCAGAGGACCUGAUUCCAGACUGUAAAGUUACGGAGACCUAGACCGCCUUCAUUCUUGGGGAGGCAGACGGUAGACCGCCAUCUACAUCCAUGACCAUUUAUUUACUCCCACAUCACCUAUAAUUUAAAUGAUAUAUCCUAUAAAAUGGUUUUUUGUUCAGAACUGAUAAAUCUGAGGGUAUUAGACCAUGAUUAACCUCAGUCUCUUAACUGGAGUUCUUAGCUUCGGCUAAGAGACGGUUCUUAGCUUUUCUUAGAUUUUAACUAAGAAAAGCUAAUAACCGUCUCUUAAAUAAGAGAUAUAAGAACCGUCUCUUAGCCGAAAAGUGUAAAAAAAAAGUGUCAAAUCAUGAGUUAAGAAUCCCGUCUAAGAGACCGGAGUUAAUCAUGCCCUUACUUUGUAUUAUCACAUGAAAGAGUAAUCUAAUGUAUUAAUGUGACACACUCACAUCUUUAUGGAAUUUUAAUUUUAAUAUUAACAAAUAUACUGUUUAAUCUCAUUAGUAAUGUUUUGAUCAAUUGGAUUGAUGUCUCAAAACAUAUAGUAAAACUAAAAAUUACAAGAAAAAUUGAUUAAUAAAAACUAUAUAAUUCAUGAAAUAUUUAAAUUAUUAAUUUGAGAGUUAUGUUUGAUUAUUUUUUGUGGACUAUUAUUGUUGGAUAGUACCUCUUUACCACAAAGAGCAAGGAUAGACAACGUUUACCAAAAAGAAAAAUUAUUUAUACCCUUAACUAUCUAUAAUAGUUUCAAGAUUCAACACCUUCCUAUUUAUUUUUAACAUUUCAUAUCAGUUUUUUUUUCACCUUAUUAUUUAACACAUAUUCAAUUUUAAGACAGUAAAAUAAUUUUGUAUAAUAAAAUUUAACUUAUUAUUUAUUAAUUAAUAAUUAUUAUUUUAUGUCUAAAUUAGUUUAUAAUAAAAAUCUUGAUUUUAAAUAAUUAGAAAGAUAUGAAAAUAUAAAAAAUCUUUUAAAAGUGACAUAUAUCUUUGAUAGUCAUCAAUUUGUUCUUAUUCAACAUGAUAAAUCUACUCUACAUCAAAUCAUUCAUAUCAUCAAAUUUCAUUUUUCGACACAUUCCCUAUAAUGAUUUGACUGUUGGAUCUUUUCUAUUUAUAUUGUACAUAUAGUCUAGAUAAAAGAGAAGUACAACAAAUACGCUCAUAAAGUAUGGUCUAUAUAUAGCGAGAAGAUGUCAAAGAGUCCAAAAUCAUCAAGAGAAGUUAUCUUACAACUUAGUGGCUUAUCUUGUAAGAAAUUUCAAGAUCUUCAAAAUGGGCGCAGCCACUGUCGUAGAGAUCCUUAUUGCUAUCCUCUUGCCUCCUCUCGGCGUCUUUCUCAAGUUUGGUUGCAGCGUUGAGUUUUGGGUAUGUUUGAUAUUGACGCUGUUAGGUUAUAUUCCCGGGAUCAUCUACGCUGUUUAUGCCAUCACCAGGGAAUGAUUGUUCUUAGCUCUUCUGUUCUUUCCGUUUGGUCUCCUCGGGGAACAUGCUGCUUCAUCGUGUUAGCUCAUUGGGAGUGAUUCAUCAUUUAUUUUAUGUUAUCAGCAAUUAAUUAUCAUUGUUGUCCCUUUUUAUUAUUAUACAUAAUUUAUGUUGAUCGGGAAAAAAAAAUCUUUGGUUCAUUUGAGGCCAUUUUUAUUUCGUGUUAUAACUGUUGGUAAAAUGUUGGAAAUGGCGUAGGUUUGAUUUGGACCACUACAAUAGAAAUUUAAAUCCUGCUUUAUAUAAUUCCAUGGUC